Messenger RNA from Selaginella moellendorffii, 858 nucleotides. Its product is annotated as phosphatidylinositol N-acetylglucosaminyltransferase subunit P. The transcript has 7 exons. The record is from RefSeq and is a predicted model, not a curated record. Gene Ontology annotation, biological process: GPI anchor biosynthetic process. Gene Ontology annotation, molecular function: phosphatidylinositol N-acetylglucosaminyltransferase activity. Bases 372 to 761 code for a protein of 129 amino acids. Lineage: Eukaryota; Viridiplantae; Streptophyta; Lycopodiopsida; Selaginellales; Selaginellaceae.
UUCAGCUACCUAGUAGGGUUUGCUUAGAGCAAAUGUCCACUGUGCGGGGGAUCCAGAAGGGACGGAGGCUGAGUGGGUCGAAUCGGUUCUUUCUUUUUGGCCUCCCGAUCAUAGCUGGGUCCGUCAUUGGCUACGUUGGCAUCGCUCAGAUCGUUGCUGGGAGAACUGAGGUCGUCCACGAGCGCGACGAGAGGGAUUGGGAGCUUCUAAAAGUGACGCAGGCCCUUUCCAAGGAGGGGAUUCUCAAGAACUUCAAGCAGAGAAAGCCCACCACACUCGAGGAAGAGCUCAAGGCAAUCCAGCAGCACGUAGACAUCAACAAUUUCGAGUACAAGAAAGUUCCACGGCCCGGAGAGAAGGCCGACAAGUGAAUGGAUCACGAGAAACGCAAGAGUCAAGGAACAAAGCCCGCAGAGGUUUAUGCAUUCGUGGGAGCGAUCUCAACCAUAGUCGCAUUUGGAGUGUAUGUUAUCUGGGCGUAUCUCCCCGAACCUUGGCUUCAUUAUCUUGGAAUAACGUACUAUCCCGACAGGUAUUGGGCUGUUGUGGUUCCUGGGCUUUUCAUGCUUGCAAUUCCGUUUACUCUCCUCACUUACGUGAGCCUGAACCAUCUGGCAACACCCCCAGCUUCGUCCUUCAACACGUUGUUUGAUGAUCACACGCGGGAGCCAGUGGUAGUUGCUGGUGGACAGGCAAUUCAGCCCAUCGGGGAUUUGUCGUUAGUUCAAGUGAAUCGGGCAAUGUUUGUGAAACCUCUUUGAUGAGCUCUUGUGAGAACUUGUGAUCAAGGAGAUCAUUGUUUUCACUUUCUUUGUGAGCUAGUUUCCACUUUCAACUAGGAGUUGUUUCAAACAGCUA